Messenger RNA from Tachyglossus aculeatus (Australian echidna), 1485 nucleotides. RefSeq names its product membrane associated ring-CH-type finger 2 (gene MARCHF2). Lineage: Eukaryota; Metazoa; Chordata; Mammalia; Monotremata; Tachyglossidae. The transcript is spliced from 6 exons. Gene Ontology annotation, biological process: protein ubiquitination. The record is from RefSeq and is a predicted model, not a curated record. Bases 151 to 891 code for a protein of 246 amino acids. Gene Ontology annotation, molecular function: ubiquitin-protein transferase activity; zinc ion binding.
GGACGGGACCGGACCGGACCGGCCCGGACCGGCCCGCGGGACCAGGUCCCGUAUUGACAUCUGACUGGGUUUGGUGGGAGCCCUUUCAUCUUGGAAUGCACCUCUGAUCAUGAGGUUGUGACCGGGCCGGCUUGAGUGUUCCCUGUGGCCAUGACGACGGGCGACUGUUGCCACCUCCCUGGCUCACUGUGUGAAUGCACCCGGAAUGCCGCCUUCUCCAAGACCGUGGAGGACUCGGAUCUCGGGCGGCCGCAGUACGUGACCCAAGUUACCACGAAGGAUGGGCGGCUGCUGUCCACCGUGAUCAAAGCCCUGGGUCCGCAGAGCGAUGGCCCAAUCUGCCGAAUCUGCCACGAAGGCGGGAAUGGGGAGGUGCUGCUCUCUCCGUGUGACUGCACGGGCACGCUUGGCACCGUGCACAAGAGCUGCCUGGAGAAGUGGCUUUCUUCCUCCAACACCAGCUACUGCGAGCUGUGCCACACAGAGUUUGUGGUGGAGAGGCGGCCCCGGCCCCUGAGAGAGUGGCUGAAGGAUCCCGGGCCCCGGAAUGAGAAGAGGACCCUUUUCUGUGACAUGGUGUGUUUCCUGUUCAUCACGCCACUGGCUGCCAUCUCGGGCUGGCUGUGUCUCCGCGGGGCCCAGGACCACUUGCAGUUUAACAGCAGACUGGAGGCGGUGGGACUGAUAGCCCUCACUAUAGCACUUUUUACAAUCUACAUCCUUUGGACCCUGGUUUCAUUCCGCUACCAUUGCCAGCUGUAUUCCGAGUGGAGAAGGACCAAUCAGAAAGUCCGCUUGAUGAUCCCGGACUCCAGAAGCUCAGAAACAACCCAGCAUUCCUCCCUGUCAGCCACGCUCCUGAAGAAGAACGCGGAGGAAACCACAGUGUGAGAGGCCCCGAGUCGUUCCCCACCCCCGCGAGUGUCCAUGCCGCCGCUGCUGCUGCUGCGAGCCAAAGCCAAGCUGCUUCCCGACAAUCAGCCAGCCACCCACAGCGGCCUCCUGGCAUCUGGCUGCUUCGGAACAAAGUCAGGGAGGCCGGAAACGCAGCAAGUAUUGACGGGGUUCACAGUUGAGGGGGCUCGGGGCUCCAGAGGAAGAAAACCAGUCACUUUCUGUAUACCUGGGACACUUUCUUAAAUCGAGAUACACUAAGUGGAGUAUAGUCUCUUUUUUAAUUUCCUCGCACACCGUUUCCGUACGUUGGGUCGACAAGACUUGGUUCUAGGCUUCAGUACCGAAGCUGGCAGACUGAUCUCGUUCUGAGGUUAAUUCAAUGCCUUUUUCAGAAUUCUCUCAGAAGGAAAAUUCAUGGUUGGUGUUGCUAAAUGUUCCCUCCUCCCUUGCACUAAAUGGAUUUUGAUAAAAAUCCUAGUAGGCUUUCUCCAUUCCAGUUGACUUCCUUUCAUGGUGUCAUAUACUUUAUAAAAGUUACGUUGUGUUUUAAAAACAAACCCUGAAGGAAUAAAAUGAGUGCUUAUUGAA